GGGGGUCAUAAAUGCUGGGAGGAAGAGGCCGUCCCAGCUCUCCUGCGAAGAACCAUCUUCCAAGAUGCUGCAGACGCUGCCGAUCGGCUCCAUCCUCGUCCUGCUGCUCAGGGUGUCCCUUGGCCAGGCCCAGGUCCCCAUCCAGGCCAACUUCGAUGCCAGCCAGUUCCAGGGCACCUGGUACGUGGUCGGGAUGGUGUCAGAUGAUGAGAACUUCCUGAACUCCAAGGACGACAUGAAGAUGCCCGUGGUCUUGGUGACCCCUUUGGCUAAUGGUGACCUGGACCUCAAGUUUGGGUACUCCACGCCCGAUGGCGGGUGCCAGAAGAUGGGCACGACCUUCACCAAGGGGGCUGUGGAUGGGCAGUUCAGCAACGCAGCCAUGGCUCAGACUGACAUCCGGGUGGUGUCCACCGACUACAAUCACUUCGCCGUGGUUUACUUGGAGACGCAGAAGGGGGGCGUCAGGAACGUCUGGCUGCAGCUCUACGCCCGUGCCCCAGAGCUGUUUCCAGAAGGUGCCCAGAAGAUGCAGCAACUGGCACCGCAAUUGGGCCUGAACCCCAGCCAGGGCGCCCUGCUGCCCAAGUCCGACCAGUGUGCUGGCGCCUUCUCCUAGGAAGGGUCCAGCCCAGGAGUGCCCAUGGCGGGGCCACGCUGAACGGGGCCUUCCCCCAGGAGCACACCGUUUCUCUCCACCACCCAUUCCCCAGCGCAAUAAAUAAUGUCCUAAAGCC
Molecule: messenger RNA, 737 nt
Organism: Suricata suricatta (meerkat)
Lineage: Eukaryota; Metazoa; Chordata; Mammalia; Carnivora; Herpestidae
Gene: LCNL1
Product: lipocalin like 1
Exons: 7
Coding region: 65-619 (184 amino acids)
Molecular function (GO): small molecule binding
Source: RefSeq, a predicted model, not a curated record